This is a messenger RNA of Fusarium sp. VM40, 1497 nucleotides long. Lineage: Eukaryota; Fungi; Ascomycota; Sordariomycetes; Hypocreales; Nectriaceae. The record is from the annotation of a GenBank genome assembly.
AUGGCUCCCGCUAGAAUUGAAUCCUCGGUCGUCGACCUAUCAGAGACCAUCCCCACAAAGACUCUCUUGACAGAGCCAGUAGUCACAGCACUGCCCGACCUCGCCCCUCCCACACUGCCUACCGAGAAGAUUGGUCCCCCUGGCUAUGUCAGGACGCUUCUUCACUUUGAGCUCCCCGAUGACUACGAUUCGGAGAAGUUGACGACCAUUCUCAAGACGGCAUACACCUCCUUCAAGGAGACUACUCCCAUCGCUGGCUGCGAGCUCGUCCCUACUCCCACAUACGCUCAGGAUGGCGGCCUACAGCUCCGUUAUUACGGCGAUGAGAUCGACUACGACUUCGUCACCAAGGACCUUCGCGACUCAGACUUCCCCAGCCAUGCUGAGCUGAAGCGUCGUAACUUCCCCGCCUCUGUCCUCAAGCCUGAUCUGGUCUGUCAGCGAGGCCAGGGCGGCGAGUGGCCGACUCCCGGACAGCGAAUUCCCAACACCCUGAUGCAGGUCAACUUCAUCAAGGGCGGAUUGAUCCUCAACAUAAGUUUCUUCCACGCUUAUGUCGAUGGAACGACGAUCUACAAGUUCACUGAGAUCUUCUCUGAGCAUGUUAGAAGGGCACAGGGCUUGACCAUCACCAACCCCGUUGAGAUCCCCAUGGAGGACCGAGCCAAGCUGUUCAAGGCUUCGGGUGGUUGCUCUGGUGCUGCAGAAGACCACCCCGAGUAUCUUGAGCUGCCUUUCACCCCCGAAGCCCCACCUCCCAAGCUUGCUGCCCCCAUGGCCCAUGGCCACGUCUUCUACUUCUCACCCGAGAAGCUUGAAGAGCUGAAGGAGGCUGCAUCCCCCGCCAAUGCAAAGCUUUUCAAGGGAAAUGAGGAAUUGUCCUCUUUCAUCUCUACCACCGAUGCCCUCACAGCUCUCAUCUGGAGAUGCACCAUGCUUGCCCAGCACGCGGGUGAGAAGCCCACAGGAACCUCCAUGGUUGGUCUUGCGCUGGACUGUCGCCGCCGCACAAACCAGACCAUCCACAAGCACACUAUCGGCAACAUCCUGGGCUUCGCACCAGCCGUCAUGGAUAUUGAGUCCGUUCUCAAGGAGGACGAUGUCAGCCUUGCUGAUAUCGCCCUCGUUGUUCGAGGUGCUGUUACCAAGUCCAGCAACUACCUAGACAGUGUCGGUGCUUUCAUCGAGCGUCUCGAGAACACCUCCCGCAUAGUCCCUGCUUUCUUCCUGGACAUGCCCGGUACCCACUCUCUGUUUUCCUCCUGGAGGGAGUUCCCCUUCUACGAGCUGCAGUGGGGUCCCGCCCUUGGUGGACGAACAGAGGCUCUUCGACUUCCCUCCACAGGUGUCACACAUACUAUGCAGAUUCUUCUGCCUUCGCGGCCAGAGGCUGGAUCUGGUGUGGAGGCUUUUGUUGGUACUGAGAACAGUGCUAUGGAGGGUCUGCUAAAUAACCCUCUGUGGAAGCAAUAUGCCCAGGCACCGGAGAGCGCGUAA